AUGUACCCAAUGAACAAUUGUUCCGCCGUCAAGGAGGAGAGACAGUCGCCAAUCCCUUUGCAACGUACGUCCCUUGCCCAAGAUGACCAUAUGGAGCCGGAAAGCAGUUUUGACCCGGAAAAGAUUUUCAACAGAGAUGCCUCGCCGGAACAAGAUGUCCAAGAAGAGUUGGGCUCCGUUGAUCGAUGCAUUCGCUCAGUCAUUGAGCUACGAGACCCUGACAUCCUUGAGGCUGGCGUUUCCACAUCGCUCAAAGUUCUCGCAAGCCUUAAAGACAAGUUUCUAAAAUACUCAACAUCUAGUGCGGACGCUGCGGCAUGGGUACAAGCCAUUGAGAAGCUCAUUCCCCAAGCGCAGCGAAAGCGCACUGUGGUCGGCGUAGUGGGCAAUACUGGAGCUGGGAAGAGCAGCGUCAUCAACGCUAUGCUUGACGAAGAGCGGCUCGUACCUACCAACUGCAUGCGUGCUUGCACUGCGGUGGUUACCGAGAUCUCGUGGAACAGCAGCACCGACCCAGGCUCUAAAUACCGCGCCGAGAUUGAGUUCAUUAGCCAGGCGGACUGGGAGAAGGAACUAACAGUUCUUUUGCGCGAGUUCCUUUCCGAGAAUGGUUCUCUCUCGCGCGAGGCGCAGGAUCCCAAUUCUGAUGCCGGUGUUGCAUGGGCAAAGUUCCAUUCCGUCUACCCGUCGGUCGCCAAAGAUGCUUUAGGUGACUGCACCAUUCCUUCGCUCAUGUCCAAGCGAUCCGUUGUCGACGUACUUGGAACUACCAAAAAGAUACGCACGGCUAGACCGCAGUCUUUCUAUCGAGAGCUCCAACGCUACGUGGAUAGUAAAGAGAAAGUUGCCAAGAAGGACAAGAACAAGGAGAAGGUCUCCAAGCCAGCUUUCCAAACUGAGUACUGGCCCUUGAUCAAGGUCGUCAAAAUCUAUACGAAGAGUCAUGCGCUCUCGACUGGUGCAGUCAUUGUGGAUUUGCCGGGUGUUCAUGACAGUAACGCUGCGAGAGCUGCUGUUGCUCAGGGUUAUAUGAAGCAAUGCACUGGCCUUUGGAUCGUUGCUCCUAUCAAUCGAGCUGUGGACGACAAAGCCGCUAAAACCUUGCUCGGAGACUCUUUCAAAAGGCAGCUCAAAUACGAUGGCGGCUUCUCCAGUGUUACAUUCAUCUGUUCGAAAACAGAUGACAUCUCUAUCACUGAAGCAAUCGACAGUCUCGGGCUCGAAGAGAAUGUUGCAACGUUUGAAGAAGAACAGGAACGCCACGAUGAGCAGAUAAAGCAGAUUCGGAGCAAGAUUCAAGAGUUGAACGAAUCGCGAGAGGUCUAUAAGCUUGCUAUGUCGAGCGCAAGUGAUGACAUUGAGGUGUGGGAAUCACUCCAGGAGCAACUGGACGACGGGAAAUCUGUGUUCGCACCCCAGCCCAAGACUUACAAACGUAAGAAGACCGUCUCGAACAAGCAGGCACGCAAAAGGAAACAGCUUUUCGAUGACGAUACGGAUGAUGAUUUUGAGGAUUCCGAUUCCGAUGAGUCUAGGAGCGACGAUGAAGUCACAUUCCAGGGAGAGAGGAAGCGGCUAUCCGAGACUGACAUCAAAGAGAAACUGAAGGAGCUAAGGGAAACGAAGAAGAAUGCUAGGCGAGAAGGGAUAGCAAUCAAGCACUCUAUCGACGACCUGAAACCUCAAAUUCGAGAACUGGACGCAAAGAAGGAUGAAAUCAAAGCUGAGAUCAGCCGCAUCUGUAUUGCAGGCCGAAACCAGUACUCCAAAUCGGCUAUUCAGCAGGAUUUCGCUGCCGGCAUCAAGGAAAUUGACCAGGAAAACGCUGCGGAAGAAGACGAAGACAACUUCAACCCCGAUGAAGAGAUGCGCGACUACAGCCAGGUUGCUAGGUCUCUGCCAGUCUUUUGCGUCAGCAGUCGCGCGUACCAGAAGAUGUGCGACCGAAUGCAAAAAGACGAUGAAGUGCCCGGAUUCCUAACACCCGAAGAGACGGAAGUGCCCCAACUUCAGAACCAUUGUAAGAAGCUUACUGAAGGCGGACGCAUCCAAACUAGCCGCGCGUUCUUGACCAGCGUCUGCCAAAUAUUAACCACUUUCAACCUCUGGAUGUCAAACCACGGGGCGGGUUCGAAGAUGACGGACGAGGACAAGCGCAAGCAGGCCAGCUACCUAGGGCGGCGGCUUACUCAGUUAACGGAAGGAUUAGAGGCAGCCAUUAGUGCUUGCAUCAAAGAGAUGCGAUCUGAGAUGAAGACUCAAAUCUUCGACAAAUGCCCAGAGCUCAUCAACAAGGCCAUUGAAUCUGCACCAGCUACAGCACAUGCUUGGGGUUACAAGGAUCAAGGUGGCCUCGCGUGGGGAUCCUACAAGGCUGUCGUUCGACGCGACGGCGUUUAUCAUUCUUCUGCGGCCGGCCACCGUGACUUCAACUCCGAUCUUGUGGAUCCCAUCAUCAAGCAACUAGCAACGGGUUGGGAGCGAGCCUUCCAGUCGCGCCUUCCAAAAGCAUUUGAUGCGUAUAUCGGCAAUUCAGGCACGCUUCUUCACAAGUUUCACGAAGCCAUAGAAGAGCGUGCGAGGACCAGCGGCGUUGGCCUGGCGAAUCUCUCAAUCUUAAAGACACAGGUCUGCAACUACGAGCAGCUAUUCAAGGAUCUUGGGGUCACGCUCAUCACUCAAAUGAACGAACUCCAGCGGGAAGCGAACCGUGACUUCAGCCCUUGUAUCGCAGGCAUCAUGCAUGACGUAUACGAUGUGUGCACAGAAGAGCGUGGCGCUGGAUCUUACAAGCGCAUGAAACAACACAUGGAAGAUCAUGUGGAGCGGGAGCGACACAGGAUGUUCCAUGAAGCCAUCGCCACAGUCAACAAGCACCUUGAUGACAUGUGUAAAGCACUACAAGAGUCAAUGGAAACCAAGGUUGAUGAGAUUUUCGUGCAGAUGGACAGGGACUAUACCCGAGUGCUUGGUGGCACGGCUGGCUGCCAGCCCCUUAAUCUGCAAUCAAAAGAAGAGAGGGAGCUGAGGUCGGAAAUCAGAGAGAUCUUGGCAGGCAUCAAUGCGCAAUUUGAGCCCAUCGCUCGCGGCGACAUCUUAGCAGAGAAAGAUGCAGAAAACAGCACAGCCGAGGGAGAAGAGCAGAUGGACGUUGACGUGGAGGACGACCGCAGCAUCGUUGACUCCGCACAGGACUCCGUCGAGGAGGACGUUGAUGAGGCAGCUCCGAUAGAGACUGAAUCAUCCCUUUCCAAGAACGGUGGCGACCAUGUCGACCGACAUACCCGAGUCGACGACGAGGUAAAUGAGGAGAUGUAG
Messenger RNA from Alternaria hordeiaustralica, 3318 nucleotides. RefSeq lists its product as uncharacterized. The transcript has a single exon. The record is from RefSeq and is a predicted model, not a curated record. The coding region runs from base 1 to 3318 and encodes 1105 amino acids. Lineage: Eukaryota; Fungi; Ascomycota; Dothideomycetes; Pleosporales; Pleosporaceae.